Letharia columbiana is the source of this 198-nucleotide messenger RNA. RefSeq lists its product as uncharacterized. The record is from RefSeq and is a predicted model, not a curated record. The coding region runs from base 1 to 198 and encodes 65 amino acids. The transcript has a single exon. NCBI's taxonomy places the organism in Eukaryota, Fungi, Ascomycota, Lecanoromycetes, Lecanorales, Parmeliaceae.
AUGUCAUCAAAAGAAUCAUCCGUGCUCUCCGCCGCUCAAAUAGUCUUCUCUCCCAAUGGCUGCACACCUGAAGUGUCCGCUACAACAUCAGCCGGUCCGGUAGCAGUCUUCUCCCCAUGGAUCCCCGCCUUCGAACACCCACUGCACGCGCACUUGCCCUCGGCACAAGGGCAUGUGCCAGUAUCGCCUCCACACUGA